GCACGAUCAGACACAAAGCAGACCGUUCAAAGGAGUGUGAAAGAAGCGAUAUUUUAGCCGGAUGGAUUUUCUGUGAUCUGGUUAUUAAGAAUGAAGAUUUUAGUUUUUCUUGUGUGCUGUGCAUUAGUUGUAAAAAGUUCUUGGUGUGAUGGCAUUUCCAUCAUCGGUUCGAAGUACAUAAGACCCAACCGACCGUAUACGGUCGCAUUCGUGAACCCGUUGAAUAAGAACGUGAAACUAAACCUUUCGCUACAGUGUAACGAUUUCGACGAUGCCGUUCUCAAAAAGGAGUCCACUUUAAAGCUUGGUCGCAUAUCAGGAAAGCAUGUUCAGUUUCCCGUUCCGAGUAUCGCCGAUACAAGCGAGUGCACGUUCUCGGCCAUCAACGAUGGUGGCGAAGUUGUCGUCUACUAUGACGUGGAUCUGAUGAUUCCGGAAAAAACUGUUUCCAUCUUCAUUCAAACCGACAAACCGGUGUAUAAGCCGGGAGAUGUGCUUCGUUUCCGUGUGGUCGUGGUGGAUAUCGAGACAAAACCCGUGACCAACAUCAAAACGAUCGAGGUCCUCAUCAAGGACAAGGAUGACAAUUCUGUCAGACACUGGACAUUUGCCAAGCUUAACAAGGGCAUUUUCGAAACAUCAUACCAAAUGGCAGCCGUACCGGUGCUGGGAACGUGGACCAUCACCGUAACCGCUAAAGAUAAUGCCAUUCUCAAUGAGAAAGUACAACCUUUUGAAGUCAUGGAGUAUGUACUACCCAAGUUUGCCGUUAAAGUCUGGCCGUCGAAGAUCCUGCUGACCAAAGACAGAGAGAUAAGCCUGAACGUAGAAUCACACUACACUUUCGGGCAGCGUGUCGAAGGGCAGGUUAUAGCGAAUCUUUAUUUGUACAAAUACAGCAAAAGAGCAGACCAUACAACUGUCGGAAAAAUUAACGGGAAUACUGUAGUUAAAUUUCAGCUCAAGGAAGAAUUAGAAGUGGAAGAGACCAAAGAUCACACAUUGGUUAAUGUGACAGUCACUGUAAAGGAUUCUAUCACAAAUGCCACAGUUAACGUUACGCAGCAGAUUCCCGUGUAUUUGAACCCAUAUAAGAUAUCGUUGAUUAAACCUUCUUUUUAUUACCGUCCGGGAGCGCCAUAUCAUUUCAAAAUAUCGGUCAAAGAUCACACUGGAUUACCUUUGGAACAAGGAAAAACGGUAAAAAUCUUCGUCGACGGUGAGGAAAAAUCGGCGCCACUGGAUGGUCAAGGUCUGGCUUCCUUCGUCAUCCCAACGCCAGAUGAAGUUGAGAAUAUUACUGUAUCGGCUGAAAUCGACUCAGUAGAAUACGACGGCAUCGGAACUAUCGAAGGUUUGGAAAGCAGCAGUACGCAAUAUCUUCAAAUACAUUCAAAGCAAAGGAUCAUUGUUGGGAGAUCAACGUCAUUUACCAUCAGUUCCAACGAGCCGUUCGUGCAGUUUACGUACUUUGUUGCGACUAGAGGCAGCAUCGUCAAUUUUGGCCACAUAAAAUCUCCAAAGAAAAAAACCUACGCCUUGAAAUUGCAUCUCACAGAAGCAAUGGCACCGAAGGCAAAGCUGGUGGUUUUCUUUACCAAAGAAGGGCAAUUUAUAAAUGACUAUUUUGAUUUGGAUUUCGUAUCAUUCGCUAAUGACUUUGAAUUCAAGCUGGACGAUGAAUCGUACCGACCGGAUCAGGAUAUUUACGUCGAAGGUAAGGCCCCGACUGACUCAAUUGUUGUCUUCCAAGCGAUCGAUCAAAGUGCGCUGCUACUGGGACACACUGAAUAUGGCCUCACCAUGCAAGGUAUACUUGACGAUCUGGAUCAGUACAAUGGCAAUGGAAACGAUAAUGCACUGGAUUGGUUUGAUUCGAUUGGGCUAUUUUUUAGAAGCGGUUCUGUUGUUGAUGCCUUUGGUUCAAGUCGUGCCAAACGAUCCCCAUUCUACCAGCCAUUCGGACAGAGAACGGUCAAAAAACCCGUCCUGCUGAGGUUAGAUUUUCCGGAAACUUGGCUGUGGAGAAACUUAAGCAUGAACAACAAAGAUACGUUCGAGAUUGAAGAUUUAGUACCGGAUACGAUCACCUCUUGGUAUGUGUCAGGGUUCGCACUCAGUCCCAAUCGAGGGCUGGGAAUAAUGAAGUACCCGCGGAAAUUUACGGUGGGCAAAUCGUUCUAUAUGAUAGCCCAUCUACCGUACUCGAUCAAGCGCGGAGAGGUGGCACUGAUACAGGUUAGCCUGCACAAUUUCCUUGGAAACACGGUGACUACGGAUGUGACUCUCUUCAACAAGAAUGACGAAAUUGAGUUUGUCGAGAAGUCUUCCAAAGAUGAUAGGCGUCGGAGUAAGGCAGUCAUUAUACAUUCCAACCAAGUGAAACCGAUAUCAUUUUUGAUCAAAGCAAAGAAGUUGGGCGAUAUUUCUAUCAAGAUCGAAGCCGUCAACGAUUUAGCAUCCGAUGGAUUGGAGCACUUGCUACAGGUCACCCCGGAGAGUCGAGAGUACAUAGCAAAUGAACCCAAAUUCAUUGAUCUGCCGGAGUUUAAAAAUCUGUCGUUCAACAUCAAUUGUAACAUACCACGAGCCGUCGACCCAGGAUCCAUCAAGAUAAAGGCGUCCAUCGACCAUGAUGUGAUAGGAUUACCUGCUAAGCAUUCGGAAUCACUAAUCAAUAUCCCCAAUGGGUGCGGUGAUCUGAACCUUUUGACGUUCAUUCCGAACAUUGUUGCACUGGAUUAUCUCCACUCAACAGUCUCUGACCCUGACGAAACGAUUAAGCAAAAGGCAAUUGACUCUUUGAGCAAGGGCUAUGAUAACCAACUGAAGUACAAAAGCGCUAACGGUGCCUUCAGACAAUGGAUUUCAGAGCCGGGCACUGAAAGUAUAUUUCUCACGGCCCUGGUGGCCAACGCUUUCGUAACGGCAUCCAAGUACAUCACGGUUAAUCGCGCAGUGAUCAACGAUGCCUUCUCUUGGUUGGCAGGCAAACAAAAUAAGAAUGGAUGCUUCGAUGAGGUCGGUGAAGUACUCUACUCCCCUAUGCAAGACAAUUCUUCAUCUAUCGCAUUGACGGCGUUCGUAGUGGUUGCCAUUAAGGAGAAUCAAAUUUUUUCCAGCGAAUACAAAAUACUUGUAGACAAUGCUGUUAAAUGUCUGGCAGGUAAAAUUGAUGAUCUUAAGAGUGAUUAUCAUCAAGCUUUGGUAACGUAUGCUUUAUCAUUGACCAACCACCCAAAGCGAUAUGAUUCUCUUGGAAAACUCAUUAAAAAUUCAGAAUCCAAUAUGGAAGAUGGGCGCUACUGGGAUGAAGGUUCUUUGAGUAUUGAAAUCGCAGGGUAUGCUCUGCUGUCAUAUAUCGCACAGGAUCUUCCGUUGCAAGCCUUGGAAAUUUAUAAGUGGUUGAACCAACAACGAUAUUCUUCCGGCAAUUUUGCUGGAGUUCAAAGUACCUUCGUAGGUCUGAAAGCAGUGGGUAAAAUGGCACAGACCUUUUCCCAAUCGCCUGUUGACUACAGGGUACAAAUCACAUCGAAAAUCAGUGAUUCUCAGCUCAGAAAAUGGGACUUCCAUAUAGAUCAGUCAAAAUCAUUGUACAUCACCGAGCAAGAACUGCCUGAUACACACCGUGUUUUUCAAGUCAGCGUCGCUGGUAUUGGAUAUGGCCUUUUUCAACUGUCGUAUCAGUAUCAUCACAAUAUCGCAUCAGCCAAAAACAGUUUCCACCUUACAAUAGAAUUGUUGAAGACGAGCAACUACGAGGUUCAAGAUUUAAAAGUAUGCUUAAAAUUUACACCGCCUGAACACAAAGUACAAUCCAACAAGGUUCUCGUUGAAGUACAUCUUCCAAGCGGUCUCAUCGUCAACGAUAAUGCAGUACGAGAUUUAUCUUCUGGUAGAGAAAUUAAAAAUACCAUGCGUUCGUUCGACGGAUCCGCCAUGUAUGUAUACUACAGUACCGUGGGACAUCGUGAGCUUUGCUUCGUGGUAACUGCCCAUCGCAAGUUCAAGAUUGCAAUGCACCGGCCGGCAUACGUCGUUGUGUAUGACACGGAAGAUAGAGCUCGUUUUGCUUUGGCGACCUAUGAAGGAAUCGUACUGCAAGUUUGCGACAUCUGUGAAGAUGAGGAUUGUAGAACACUUGCAUGUUAAGGUGGGCAACUGUAUCCGUUUUCGUCAUGUUUUGGCCUAGAAAAGCAAUUCUUAUCGU
Messenger RNA from Ochlerotatus camptorhynchus, 4213 nucleotides. Its product is annotated as thioester-containing protein 1 allele S3-like. The record is from RefSeq and is a predicted model, not a curated record. The coding region runs from base 91 to 4155 and encodes 1354 amino acids. Gene Ontology annotation, cellular component: extracellular region. NCBI's taxonomy places the organism in Eukaryota, Metazoa, Arthropoda, Insecta, Diptera, Culicidae. The transcript has 13 exons. Gene Ontology annotation, molecular function: endopeptidase inhibitor activity.